Penicillium robsamsonii is the source of this 331-nucleotide messenger RNA. RefSeq names its product cytochrome c oxidase subunit VIIa. NCBI's taxonomy places the organism in Eukaryota, Fungi, Ascomycota, Eurotiomycetes, Eurotiales, Aspergillaceae. The transcript has 4 exons. Bases 96 to 284 code for a protein of 62 amino acids. Gene Ontology annotation, biological process: mitochondrial electron transport, cytochrome c to oxygen. The record is from RefSeq and is a predicted model, not a curated record.
CUCCUCUCCCCACCAACGUCCGAGGCAGGUUUUAAGCUGUCCACAACCCAUAUUGCUUUCGCUCGAGCAUCGAUUGACGCAACUUAUUCGUCACAAUGCCCGCCGCUAUUCCUCCCAUUACCGGCAUGCUCCGCCGUGGUCUUGUCCUGGACCUGAGCACCGCUUUCGGCUUCGGUACUACCUUCGGCUACCUCUGGUGGUACGGCUACCACCUUCCCCGCGUGCGUGAGCGCGAUACCUACUACGCCCGCCUUGAGGCUGAGCGUGCUGCCCAGCGGGGUUAAAUCGAUCAACACUGAUCACCUCUCGAUCAUCUCCUUCCCGCCCGUUC